GUUGUUUUACAUCAUGGUUCUGCUCACAGGAGGUCUCUCUAUGAACGAAGGAACCAAAUAUUCGUGCUCCAACUACACUCAAGUUCUAUCUUACGUUCCGUCUGUAGUCGAUGUGGAUGGUGCAAGAUGCUGGAUGGAAGUUGUCAAUGAGCAGUUUAAGACGGAGAACCUCAGCACUAUUGUUAAAUCUGUGGAGAUGCUAGAAAGGUUUCUUGAAAAUACAGCUUUGAAUAAGACGACUUCAAUCAUUGUUGAGAGGCUUGUGGCCCACAUAUUCAGGGCCGAGGGCAACUUUACUGGGCUUAAUAUAUCUGCCAGCCAAGAACGGGUAACAUCAGACAGUGACCAUGUGGCCAACACUACGGUCAAGGUCCACCUGCCCAAAGAGCUCUUGAAAACCAACGAGAACAAUACCAUUGUCUUCUGCAUGAUUACCUCACCAGAAAAAUAUGGGCAAUUGGGGAUUCUUGAUGGCCGAAUAGUAGGUCUGGCUGUAAGCAAGAAGAGAGUGUCAGGUCUGAGGGACAAGGUCAACUUCUCCGUGCCUCUACAGCGCCCCACAUUGGAAAGUCAGGCUGACAAACAACCAUCUUGUCAAUUCUUCAAUUUUUCAACCAAUAAGUUCUACCGGGAUGGCUGCACCACAGAGUGGAAGAGAGACGAGGGCCGUGUGGUGUGCUCAUGUGACCACCUCACAUACUUUGCUGUGCUGAUGGUGUCUCCCUCCAUCUCUGAAAGCGAUCAGAAGAUCCUAAGCUACAUCACUCUGAUUGGCUGCAGUCUGUCGCUGUUCUUCCUGGUGGUCACAAUCGUUCUGUACGCCACUCAAAGAGGUAAAGGCACAGACAUCUCCCUGAAGGUGCAUAUCAACCUGUCUGUGGCCCUGAUCCUCCUCAACCUGCACUUCCUGCCCAGCCAGCAGGUAGCAGCAUUAUCCUCCUCAGGGCCAUGUAUCUAUGUUGCUGUCCUUCUGCAUUACUCUCUACUGGCCACCUUCACAUGGACAGCAAUCGAAGGCUUCCACCUUUACCUGUUGCUGGUCCGUGUCUUCAACAUCUAUGUCAGGAGAUACCUGCUCAAACUGAGCCUGGUAGGAUGGGGAUUCCCUGCUGUCAUUGUCAUCGUGAUUGCGAUCAUUGACAAAGACACAUACAGCCGUGUGACUCUUCAUCCCUCUAAGACCAAUGGCACAGCUGUGGAGAUGUGUUACCUCUCUAAUGAUGUGAUGAAGCUGGUGACCACGGUGGGUCUGUUUGGCCUGGUGUUUGUGUUUAACCUCGGUAUGCUGGCUGUGACUAUGAGGCGCCUCAGGUCUCUGCGCACUGAGCAGACGUCAAGGGAGAAGGGUAGGGCCCGGAGGGACACCUGCACUGUGCUGGGCAUCACCUGUCUGCUGGGCAUCACCUGGGGCAUCAUCUUCUUCUCCUUCGGCCAGCUUACCACGCCUGGCCUCUACCUUUUCUGUGUCCUCAACUCUCUACAAGGUUUUUUCAUCUUCCUCUGGUUUUGUGUGUUCAAAUGGAAGACUGAGGACAGCCAACCUGACAGUGACACUCACAUUACCAAUACCAGAUCUGCCUGAGGACAAAAGUCUGUUGUCAACCAAUCCAGCACUGUUGUUAUCAAUGUUCAUUUCAAACUUUAUUGAGAUUUUUUCUUUUGAGAAUACACCAGGUUCCUCUAAACUCUAGACCUUCGAAAAUGUCUACAAACCACCCACUUGUUUUUUACCAAUACAAUAGCAUGUCAUAUUGUUCUUUUUUCUUUUUGCAAUUGUUUAGUUAUGGAAUGAAGGAAGGUGUUUUCAGAACUCUUUUCAUAUAUGGUUUGUUCAAUUAUAAAUCAUGUGAGCCAACAGGAUCUGAUGUAAUGUGGUGAGAUCCUAUCCCUCACUAGUUGAUUAACCUGCAACAGAAGAUAAAUAAGUUGAACCUAA
Messenger RNA from Salvelinus namaycush (lake trout), 1936 nucleotides. Its product is annotated as adhesion G-protein coupled receptor G5-like. Bases 14 to 1582 code for a protein of 522 amino acids. Gene Ontology annotation, cellular component: membrane. The transcript is spliced from 12 exons. The record is from RefSeq and is a predicted model, not a curated record. Gene Ontology annotation, biological process: adenylate cyclase-activating G protein-coupled receptor signaling pathway; cell surface receptor signaling pathway. Gene Ontology annotation, molecular function: G protein-coupled receptor activity. Lineage: Eukaryota; Metazoa; Chordata; Actinopteri; Salmoniformes; Salmonidae.